UCAUUCGCAUUGUAAUUGAUAUUUUUAGUUGGAUUCGUGUUGUUUUUGGGUCGCGUAAACAUACGUGUACCUACUCUUCUGACAGUAAGUUAGUCGGGAUGUCAGCGCGAACAGUGCAUGUUAGCUGAGUUAAACGUGUUAUGAGCAUUUACUGUUAUCUGUUUAAAGAUUUGAAUAAAUUUAGUUUACGAUGCAAUCGGAAUUGAGAUCGGUUAGCACUAGACGUGAUAACGUGCCCAGCCAUUGUGAUACGGGUAUGACUUGCGCUAUCACGAUACAAAUGCCCAAUCCUGAAGCUACCGGCUGCGUGGAGAAAUUUGCUACAUUCUUUUCAUUCCUUCUAGUCAUUGUCACCUUCCCGUUUUCACUGUUCGAAUGUUUCAAGGUAGUACAAGAGUUCGAACGGGCCGUUAUAUUUCGUCUAGGGCGUUUAAGGAGUGGCGGCGUCCGAGGUCCAGGGCUUUUCUUUGUGUUGCCGUGUGUCGAUACAUACAGGAAAGUGGAUUUACGAACAGUGUCGUUUGAUGUGCCACCUCAAGAGGUGCUCACAAGAGAUUCCGUUACUGUAGCAGUAGAUGCUGUGGUCUACUACAGAAUAAAAGAGCCUUUGAAUGCCGUUAUUAGGGUUGCUGAUUACAGUGCCUCUACCAGGCUCCUCGCCGCCACAACUCUACGCAACGUGCUCGGAAUGAGAGACUUGGCUCAACUGCUCUCCGACCGUGAAGCCAUCAGUCACAUGAUGCAAACAAAUCUGGACGUAGCCACGGACCCUUGGGGAGUUGAAGUGGAGAGGGUUGAGAUCAAAGAUGUCAGAUUACCCGUGCAGUUGCAAAGAGCAAUGGCGGCUGAAGCCGAGGCGGACCGGGAGGCUCGCGCUAAGAUCAUUGCCGCUGAAGGUGAAAUAAAGGCUUCAAAAGCUCUAAGAGAAGCUUCACUUGUCAUGAUUGACAACCCUACAGCUCUGCAGUUACGCUACCUGCAAUCACUGAACACGAUAUCAGCGGAAAAGAACUCAACAAUAAUCUUUCCGUUCCCAAUGGACUUCCUGAAAACUUUCCUGAGUGGAGGAGGAGCGGGCCCCAGCAUACCACCGCCACCACUUCCUAUCUAAAUAAAUAUUUUAAGUUCUU
This is a messenger RNA of Maniola jurtina (meadow brown), 1130 nucleotides long. Its product is annotated as band 7 protein AGAP004871-like. Gene Ontology annotation, cellular component: plasma membrane. The record is from RefSeq and is a predicted model, not a curated record. The coding region runs from base 191 to 1111 and encodes 306 amino acids. NCBI's taxonomy places the organism in Eukaryota, Metazoa, Arthropoda, Insecta, Lepidoptera, Nymphalidae. The transcript has 8 exons.